This is a messenger RNA of Pungitius pungitius (ninespine stickleback), 4154 nucleotides long. RefSeq names its product protein downstream neighbor of son homolog. The record is from RefSeq and is a predicted model, not a curated record. The transcript is spliced from 12 exons. Gene Ontology annotation, cellular component: nucleus. Lineage: Eukaryota; Metazoa; Chordata; Actinopteri; Perciformes; Gasterosteidae. Gene Ontology annotation, biological process: nuclear DNA replication. Bases 143 to 1999 code for a protein of 618 amino acids.
GAGACUUCACGUCAGCAAGCUGCGCGGGAAGUUUGUACAGUGCGGAAAGGCGCAACAAAACAAACGACAGCGGUUCGGCUCUUCUCACCGUAUAACUUAGUCCUUAGUAUUCAGCUGUUUUUGGGAAACGUUUUUCUACACCAUGUCUCAACAGCAAGGCUAUUCACCCAGUUUCAAGCGCCCAGCGGAAAUAAUGCGAAUGAGGAGGAAAAGAACUCGCAGCGACGCCAGUGUCUUCGCCAGCCCUAACGGCCCCGGACAAAGCGACUCUCCGCGGGCGUGUGUCCGGCCCUUCUCCCCGGGACCCCUUUUCAACAACCAAAACCGCCCCGGAGGAGGGACGAAGCGCAGAAACCCCUUCGCCAACAUCGAGAAUACCUUCAGCCCCAAGAAGAAGUUUCUCAUUUACAACGACGACGGAAGUGCGGAAGCUGCGGACAGUUCAAGUAGAAGGAGCGAAGAGGAGGGAGAGGAGGAGGAGGACAGGUCAGCGGCAAAAGAGCGCCACGGGGGGGCAACGGUAGCCUUCAGGGACCGGUUGGCCCAGGCGGAACUACAGGAGCACCAAGACAUCAACAGCAGGAAGUGUCUCACUUUCUCUGAGGACGACUCUCUCUUUGAAGAAGAAGAAGAAGCAGCGGAUGUCGGCAGCCCACUGCUGAAGAGUCCGCAGGCCAUUGCUCCGGCCUCCAUAGCGCCCCCCGUGUGCACAGAGUAUCCAGCGGACUGGAGCCUGAAGACCCGCCUCCUCUUCACCUCCCCGCUGACCCUGUCGUGGGCUGAGCAGCCCAAAGCCCAGGAGGAGGCUUCAGGGCUCAGUCGUCACUGCAGAGCUCAGUUCAGCACUCUGCCUCACAGCCUGCAGGAUCCCAGGUCUUGCUCUGAGCUCCGACAGGCCUUCCAGCAGAGUCUGGUGUACUGGCAACACCCCUCCCUGCCCUGGAUCACCCUGUUUCCCAGGAUCAACGCAGAGAGAAGCUUCGCUGGGAGGAGCGCCCCGUGGGCACAAGACCGAGUCCUGCAGCAGAAUCUCAUGAGUGAAUGGUCGGUCAGCCUGUCGUCUCUCUACAGUCUAUUGAAGGCCAGACUGUGUCCUUACUUCUACCUCUGCUCUUAUCAAUUUACAGUGCUAUUCAGGGCAGCUGGUCUCGGGGGCUCCAGUAGCAUCACUGCCUCCAUUUCUCCUACAACACGGGGUCUCAGAGAGGCAAUGAAGGCUGAGGGUAUCGAGUUCAGUCUCCCUCUAGUGGAGGAGAGGAGGCGGAGCAGGGAGCAGCAGAACCUGACCGUGCAGCAGGGAGAUGAGGAAGAGCAGGAGUGUUCUGAGCUAAAAGAGGGUAAGGAGACUCAGACAGGGGACGAAGGAGAGAAUGACGACGAAGACGGCAGCUUUUCCUGGCUCAAGGAGAUGGGCGUCCAGGACAAAAUUAAGAAGCCUGACAGCAUCACCAUACAACUCCGUAAGGAAGGGCAGACCGUGGCUCUGGACCACAAGCCGGAGUCCAUGGUGUGUGUGGAGGGGCCGCACACCUUUACCCUCAUCAACUUCCUCAUCAACUGUAAGAGCCUGGUGGCUGCGACGGGUUCCCAGGCGGGGCUACCCCCAACACUGCUAGCCCCCAGGGCAUUCAGAGGAGCCACAAUGCAGACGCUCAAGGCCCGCAGUGUAAACGUGAAGAGCCAGGUUGGUUCCACCUACCAGAACAUCAGCAGUCUGGAGAUAACAGGACCCAUCCUCCCCUCCUCCCUCCACAAUGUUACCACCCUCCUUCGGCCUGCGCAGAAAGGGAACUUCUCAGCUGCUCUUUACACUCACACACCAACCGCUGUCAUGAACACACACAUCAUUAAGCCACAGUGUGCCGGUGGCUCGGUGGACCUGUCCGACUGUGGCCUCCAUCCUUUCUCCAUCCAGCAGCUUAAGCAGCCUUCCAGCCUGGGCAAGACGGCCCUGACUCACAUCAACAUGAGCAAUUACAGCUAUAUAUGGAAGAACUGACUGAGAAGAGGUGUUUUCCGCCACCUCUCUAACAAAUACAUGUUUUGUUCUGCUUCGGGUAAUGGUAAGGGUGGCCAAAUGUUUUAAAAACGCAAAAGAAGCUGCUAAGGGGACACAUGAGUCUAAACCAAUAUUAAACUGAGGGUGUCUUCAUAUUCUUCAGAAUUUGUUUUUAAUCGUGAAAUGGAUAUAGAUGAUGUGUAAAUUUGUUUCUGUUUUGUCAAAUUAAAGUACUGGGGCACUGUUACAUCCUGAGAAUGAAACACUAAGAUAUAAAUACAUUAUCUAUAAUUUAAGGGUUGAUGAAUUCCAUAUCAGGAUUCUACGGUAAUGACAGUGUUCUAGGUAGUUUUACAUUUUCACUGGGUUAAGAAUGACUUUGGGGACCGUAGUGAACUUCCUCACUUUUGAAAUCACAUUUGAUUGACCUGGAGUUCUCGAGGUAACUUCAGUCCAACAGUAUGUUCACUUAUCUAUAGAUCGUCAUGGUAACUCGAACACAUAUUGUCGAGACUGCAGAUAAACUUCUAUAGAAGCACCCUUUUCUGACCAAUCAGAGCUUAGUUAUAUAAUACAAUAACAUAAAGACGUCAUACUCCUGACUAAAAGCAACACAGCUAAAACAUGUGCGCAUAAAACUCAGCUGCCGCUAAAUUGUUAGGACUUUAGAGCAAAUACGAAUUUUAUACAUAUUUUUAAUUUGGCCCCAAGUCUGUUUCACACCACCAAUUGCAAUUGCAGUUGAAAUAUUAUGAAUACACCAAAACAUGUUAACAUGUCAAUUGGAUAGAAUACACACUAAUGUGCUGUACUUGUAUCUCUUGUAGUCUUUAGGCCACUCAAAGUGCUUUAACACUACAUGUCAUCAUUCAGUGUGCAUGCUAUACUUCUAACUGAGAAAUACCAUGGCACACUGCUUUGCAGAAAUGGUAACACUUUAUAAAUGGGCUUAGUGUGACUGCAUUUUACCUCUGUCUUCCUCAGGAAGUCUCAGCUCACAGAUAUACCCAGGAUGCUUUUAUAUUACAAUCACCUUGGCUCUGGAUAAUUGAAACAGGUUAAAUUAUUCAAUCCCAUAACCGCAUGCAUUUACAGAUACGGAACUUUACACUCUCUCAUUAUUGCCCUUAUGCCUAUGUGUAUAACACAUUCAUAUCUAGUGCAAUCUUAAACAAUAGUUGUAGGUUUUGUGUUGAUUUGAAGGUCAUCUUCUAAACUGCUUAUUACGACUGGUAAAUGUGGGUGAGUGAGGAGCAUGGUUGUCGUCCAAUCAGAGCAUUGGGCUUCGACCCCAGGCCCUGCUAACCCGCAUGUCAAUGGGCAUGUCACAAUUCAUUGGGCUGCAUCCUUUAGGACGCAUUCUUCGACCCCAUACGCUACUGCGGCUGUAACUCGGCUGUCCCAUUCAGUGGUGCCAAUUUGGCAACUCUGCACAGUAUCUUGGUACGCUUAUUUUUUUUCCAUACAGCACCUACUUUGUAAAAGUGACUCAAAUGCUAAACAUUAGGUUGCUUGUUCAAUAAAAUAGCAUAUCUACUGUAUUAGCUUGUAUAUAAUUUUUGAUCAGUUUGGUAGCAUGUUCGCCAUCUGCUUAAAACUAUUAAUUGUUCAGAAAAUGUUCAAUAAUGUGUAAUUGUUCAAUAAUUCAAUAUGUUGUGUUUGAAUAUAUCUGAUCAUAAAAAAUAUGUUGUGUUUAUAUUUCUUGAACGAAUAUAAUAUGUGAUUCUGUACAAACAAAUCUAAACAAAUGAAGAAUCAUAUUUUUUUGACGAGAAGAACAGUCAAUGCGAGUAAUGUUUAUUGUGUUUUCUCUACAAUGACCAUUACUAUACGUUAUUACGUAAUGGCGACAUCACACAAUGACAUCACGCCAUUUGGAAACCAAUCGACUUGCUUCCAGCAACAUCCCCUUUAUUGGCAACACUGGUCCCAUUCCGUCGGCUCCUCCGAACGUCAUCGAGGGACGCAGCCCUCCAGACGCCCAUUUGGAGGACACAUUGAUCUAAUGCAGUGCGAUUUAAAUCUAUUCAGGACGGAGACAGGUGAUCCGACAGUGGGGGGUUAAGUUUAAAUAACAAUUCCCUUUCUCUUCGUCACACAUUGACAAACAUUGCUGAAAAUCCUCAAAACCCAUCACCUAAUCAUUGCAACGCAC